AUGAGGUGUACGUACACCGCAAUCUCUACAACAGCAGAAGAAGAAGAAAAAGAAGAAAUAAAAUACUUCUCUAUUAGUCCUCAAGAGCAGCAACAGCAGCAGCAGCAGCAGCAGCAGGAAACGUUUCCUUAUAAUAGUACACACGAGGGCACUGCAGCAGCAGAAGAAGCAGCAGCAGCAGCUGAACAAAGCAGCAGCAGCAACAGCAGCAGCAGCAGCAGUGAAUGGGCUAGCGACUCUUUCGCCUGUUGGUCUGAUGCCCCCCAUCCAACAGCAGCAGCAACAUCAACAGCAACAGCAGCAGCAGGAGAGCAACCGCAGCAGCAGCAGAAGCAGCAGCAGCAGCAGCAGCAGCAGCAGCAGCAGCAGCAGAAAGGAGGAGUACCACGUAUAUAUCCAUUAGAUAAAGAAAGAAUUGAAUUUAUAAAAAAAGUUAUGAAUUCAUUUACUCUUAAGGAUCCAAGACAGCAGCAGCAGCAGCAGCAGCAGCAGCAGCAAGAGCAGCAGCAAGAGCAGCAGGAGGAGGAGGAAGAGGAAUAG
Messenger RNA from Eimeria maxima, 540 nucleotides. RefSeq lists its product as hypothetical. Bases 1 to 540 code for a protein of 179 amino acids. The record is from RefSeq and is a predicted model, not a curated record. NCBI's taxonomy places the organism in Eukaryota, Apicomplexa, Conoidasida, Eucoccidiorida, Eimeriidae. The transcript has a single exon.